Messenger RNA from Styela clava, 2598 nucleotides. RefSeq lists its product as uncharacterized. The record is from RefSeq and is a predicted model, not a curated record. Lineage: Eukaryota; Metazoa; Chordata; Ascidiacea; Stolidobranchia; Styelidae.
AAAAAAAAAAAAAAAAUAGCGGUGAUAAACUAGGCCAAAAUUAUUCACCGGUACCAGUACUUCUAAAAACAGAUUGUUGAAUGCUAUGCAGAAUGAGGAUUUGAAACUAAUACCCAAUUUUACAGGCGCCAACUAGCGAAACCACUCUUAAAAUAAGCACCGAAAAUAUUGCAAUGGCGUCCAUUAGAUCAACGACUAACAUACCGAUUAGAUAGAACUUGGAGCAAUUACGAUUUCUUCUCUUUUUGUACUGCGAACCCCAUUAAAGACAUCAAUCCGCUUGUAACCUCUUUAAUCUUUUGUGUUCAAGUUCUUUCAUCUUUUUAAUUAAAUUUGUGCAUACAAUAACUGUCUGAAUUUGCAUACAGUGAAUAGUUUUUUGUUGUAAUUUAUUCCGUGGAACCGUUGUCAUUUGUUCAAACUGGGGCACAAAUAUUGUGGAAGCGUUGCUGCGUUUCGUAGUGCUUGGCUGCCUAAUAGUACAGUAGUACGGUAUUUCUUAUUUAUUUAGGAACUACCGGUAUACAGUAAUUUAACGAGGUUAGAUUAUUUGUUCUGUCUCUAUACUACUGCUGUACUGUACUACCUGAUCUUUGAAUUUGGGAAUUGUGUCACUAGUCUGCCGACUUCAAAAUGGAUUUCGUAGGCGUCAGUCAGGUCACCCAGCAGACAACUGACAAGGAUGAACUCUUUGUUUGUCCUUUCGACCCCAUACAUAGAAUAUCGGCAAAGAGGUUUGUCUAUCAUAUUAUCAAAUGCCGGAAAAAUCAUCCUCACAUUGAAACGGAAACAUGUCCAUUCAAUGCAAGGCAUAUUGUGCUGAAGCCAGAUAUACGACACCACACCAGUAUAUGCCCAGACAGAAAAUUAGUCGAGCUUGAACUCAACAGUCUUGACCGAUUAGAACUGUCAAAUGAUCAGUUGACAGUUUCUUCUGAACCGUUGAAUUUUGGAGAUGAUGAAGACUGGGACCAGGAGAUUGCGCGGAAUAUAAAAUCAUCUGAAGAAUUCCCAACUUUUGAUCCUUUCUCGUCUGGACAUUCACAACACAUUGCUUCAUUCUAUAAAAGUUCAGGACAAGGUUCUGGUGUGAAUAAACGCAGAGAGGCUAUCAAGCAGAUGAAAGAAAGAAUGCGUCAAGAAGCACAAAUGAAUGUUGAUCAGCUUGUGCGUCGACCUUACUUUGAUACUUCGGAUCAGGGAAAUCAUCCAGUAUUUUCAAAAUCUGUGGCCCAUCCUUCUUCAUUAACCAAUCACAAUCAUGCGAGGGGUGAUAGUUCUGACAUAAAGUUACCUCCUAAACUUACGAAACAGAAGCCAAGACUAGCAGCAAAUUUUAAUAUGCAACCAAAAUUUUCCAAUGCAAUUGGCAGAGGUCGUCAUCUUCGGGAAAUGCAAAAUGGGACAGGAGAACCAAGAGUUGGUGUUCAGCCUCCAAAUAGAUUCAAUAAUACUAAAGAAAUUAAUCAUGCUUUCGGUCGGGGACGACAAUUCCAAUCAAAUAUGCAUUCUACUUCGUCUCACAUAGAAUCUUUCACCAACAAAGUCACUCCUUCAACUCCAAAUAGCAAUGGUGUUGAAGACAGUGGUUCAUCAGCGGCAGAAGAUACAAACUGGGGAAAUGAUGAGUUGGUGAAACAAGAAAGAAAAUUAAUCAAGUUAUUGAAGCAGAUAGAUGCUUUGGAAAAGAAAUCUGCUUUAGGAGAAGUUUUAGAUUCUGAGCAAAAAGCUAAGAUGUUACAAAAACAGGAGAUUUUAACAUCUUUGAAACAAAUAAGAAACCAACUUAUGGAGUGAAACCCUUUAUUUAGUUUAAGGUCUUGCAACCAGGUGUUUUUUCUUGACAAUUUUAUGUUUAUUCUUUAUUUUUCAACGAGAUUAUUUUGAAGUAACUGGCGUUUAUCUGAUCCAAUCCGCAUCACUGCAAGGGAAAAGUCAGGAAAGCAUGUAUAUUUGAAACUGUGUAAUUUUAUGAUUUUAUUUUAUAUAAAACAAGGUUUCAUUCUGUAAAUGUUAGUUUUUGUUUAUGCUGUUUUAUUUUUUUUUAUUGGGAAACGAUGUGCUGCUUUGCCCCAGAAACACCUUUUGUUGUCUCCAGCCUUUGGCCUGGAAAUUGCCUAUUUUUACACUGUAUUACACUCAACGUUGUUUGCGCCUACCUCAUCUAUACGCCUGCUUGCCAAUGUCGACUGCCAUUCAUUAUAUCGCAGCGCAGUCAUUUUUGUUUUUAAUUGUUUAUAACAGGAAAUCUUGCAAUUUGCGGCCAAAGCCUAUGUGGGUUGUUUUAGACAUACCUAACUGUGUCUGAUCAACUCUAUAGUUGGUAAAUUCUGACGAUUUUACUUCCUCUGCUUACUGUAUAGAAGUGAAAUCUAUUUAUGACGUCACAAACACACGUUUGUUUUUAUAUGGACUUCUCCCAUUAUUACUCAUCAUGGGUGAAUUUUGUGUAUGAAUAUGUAUAUUUUAUCAUGAUCCGCACCUUGAUUUCAUCACCUGUGUGACACUAGUUCUGUAUUGAUGUUAUAUAUCGUCACAUGCGUUCGUUGGAUUUUAAUGUACUGUACGGUUUUAAUAAAGAAAAAUUCAAUUAAUAAA